Bathycoccus prasinos is the source of this 2748-nucleotide messenger RNA. RefSeq lists its product with no specific name. Gene Ontology annotation, biological process: regulation of cell cycle; regulation of transcription by RNA polymerase II. The transcript is spliced from 2 exons. Gene Ontology annotation, molecular function: DNA-binding transcription factor activity, RNA polymerase II-specific; RNA polymerase II transcription regulatory region sequence-specific DNA binding. The record is from RefSeq and is a predicted model, not a curated record. Lineage: Eukaryota; Viridiplantae; Chlorophyta; Mamiellophyceae; Mamiellales; Bathycoccaceae. Gene Ontology annotation, cellular component: transcription regulator complex; nucleus. The coding region runs from base 1 to 2748 and encodes 915 amino acids.
AUGGAGACAUCGAUCGCGAAUGCUUUCUCGCUCGAGCAGUCGCCGGAAAACCUUCUCCUUCGCACUCGAAAAUCCUCCGUCCAAUCGCUUUCCGAUUCCAUCGAAUCCAUCAUCCCGCGCGAGGUAAACGUAAACGUGGCGUGCACUCUUGACCCUAAAUCGUGGAUAACUUUUCUCACGCGACGACCCGAACCUUGGUGGUGGUCGUCUUCUUCUUCCGCGACGCCUCGAAGUUCCAGCGGGGCGGAAAGUAUCACCGAAUCAUCAUCCGUCUUCGUACACGCGUGCUUUCGAAACAUUAUUUUACUUAAUUGUGCAGAAACUGUCGAAAAGAAAAUCUCCAAAAUUCUUCACUUCGAGAGGAGUGCGCUCAAAGAACAGAGCAUCAUGAGGCCAUCGGCGGCCCGAACGUCGUCGUCGCCGCCCCACAUUGUUCCUUUGUUAACGGACGACGAUUCAGACGACGAGAACAAACGCUUAGACAGGGAGUUGCACAAAGAUUUAGUCAACAGUUUAAGAGAUACGGGAGUGUACGACUUUGCGAACGAGUUCGACAUCUUGCCCCAGUCCUCCUCUCCCAACGACAACAACAACAAAGGAGGAGAAAGAGGACACGGAGGAGCGGAUGUAUCGUCACCUUUGAAAGGGAUGGUGGUAGAGGGCAAUCGGAGCAGCCAAGCGCAUCAAUAUCACAGACGUGGUGGUAAUGAAAGCGGUUUCAGUCCUCCGUCUUCGUCGAUGAUUGACCACGACGCGGGUGGACGACACCGGCCGUUAACCGGUUUAGCUCGGGACGGGUCUCCCGCGACGGUGUUUGGCGGGAAGAUGGGCACGAGUCCGCCGAUGAGCGCGAGGCGGAACGCGAAUAAUCUCUCGUCGUUGUCGAAGGGGAUGACGAAUAAUACUAAUAGCGGUGGUAGAGGCGACGAUCGUCGAGUGCGGCCACCGUUGUUUGCAACAAAUACUGUAACAGCGAGUACCAACGACGCUUUGACGAAAGAAAAUGACGCAAUAAUAGGAGCUAAACAACAAGUAGAACAAAAAGACCCGUACGAUGAGAAAGAAGCGAACGAGGCUCGAGACGCGAGCACGAAGUUAUUGGUACAGAUUGCGGAGUAUUUAGAGAGCACGAAGACGGAGGAGGAAAGAGAGCUCGAGGAAAAGAGAAAGGAAGCAGCCUCUGGGAGGAAAAGAAAGACGCCGGUGAAAAAGAGCGGCGCUGCCGUGAAAAAAGAGGAAGAAGAAAACGACGUCGUUGGAAAUAACGCGAUGAUAAUGUCGACGCCGCCGCCAUCGUUGUCGAGGAAAGGUUCCAACGCCGCGGCGACGACGACGCCAAACGUGAACGCGACGCCGCAACAAAUCAAAGGUGGAUUGAAAUCUUUCGCCAUGAAAGUGUGCGAAAAAGUGAAGGAAAGAGGCACGACCACGUACGAUGAAGUUUCCGAUGCGCUCGUGGCAGACGUGUUAGCCGAACGAGAAAAGGAAGGAAUUCCUUUAUCCAUAGGUGGCGGAUCGAACAGAAAGAAAGUAAAUAAGAAGAAGGAAGAUGAAGAAGAAGAAGAAGAAGAAGAAGAAGAAGAAGGAAACGAGGACGAGGCGAUGACGGAAGGCGAUGGAUUAUCGUCGCCAAUUAGGAGGAACAAAGUUGAAGUGAAAGUGAAGGUGAAAGACGACGAUGAUACAAAAGAGGCAACGAUAGAAGACGACGGAAAGAAGAAGAAGGCGAAUAAAACGCCGCCAUCAAAAUCGGGAACGACAACCCCGCAGGGAACGAAAGAGAAGAAGAAAUCGAAGCGCGCGAAUGAAACCGUCGACGAGAAAAAUAUUCGACGGAGAGUGUACGACGCACUCAACGUGCUCAUCGCCAUCAACGUUGUUUCGAGAGAUAAGAACGAAGAGAAGAAGAAGACAAUCACCUGGAACGGGAUCGGGGAAGAGUUUGGCGAGGCGUUCUUAUACGGCGACCUCGCGGCGCCACCGAGGGAUAAAAACGAAAAACAAGACGAUGCAAAACGAGAAAAGGAUGUAAUAAUGAAGAAGAAGAAAGAAGAAGAAGAAGAAGAAGAAGAAGAACAAAUGAUCAUGAAAAAAGAAGAGCUGACGGUUGAAGAGCAAGAAGAGAAUGAAACGGAAAACAGAGAAACGCGCGAGCGCAUUCGAAAGAAAGCGCUGUAUCUCGCGGAAUUAACCGAACAAUUCGAUGCUCUGUUAUCGUUAGUCCAACGAAACGAACGGAACGAGAUUGAAGCGCAGAAGAAAGUGGCAACGCCGAAAAAAGAAUCGUCGACAAUGGCAGAGGGCGCGACGACGAAGAAAGGUGGUGCAUCUGCGUCGGCGAAGAAAAAGAGCGCUAAAAAAGACAACGUGGAGACAACGACGACAGUCGCGGAAGACGACGACGUUCCAUCCGUGCCAGACGGCAUCCAGUUGCCAUUCAUUCUCGUGCAAACCGACCAAAAAGCAACGGUAGAGGUGGAAAUUAGUGAAGACCAACGCGUGGUACACUUUGAUUUCAACGAGUCGCCGUUUCAAGUCUACGACGGCAACUACGUUCUGAAGCACACCGAAGGCAUACAAACGGAAAUGGCCAAAAUGAAGAAAGAACGCAUGCAACGUCUAGGCGUGAAGAAAUACGACGAGAGCAUAUUUCAAUCUCCCGAGGAGGAAAAGGAAGAGGAAGAAGAAGAGGUGCCGCAAGCGACGACGCCGAAGAAAGCGAAGAGGACGAAGAAAACACCACCGUAA